Camelina sativa (false flax) is the source of this 1652-nucleotide messenger RNA. RefSeq lists its product as uncharacterized. NCBI's taxonomy places the organism in Eukaryota, Viridiplantae, Streptophyta, Magnoliopsida, Brassicales, Brassicaceae. Gene Ontology annotation, cellular component: intracellular membrane-bounded organelle. The record is from RefSeq and is a predicted model, not a curated record.
UUGUCAUUGACGUCAAGAACAGUAAAGAAAAAAAAAAAGCUUCGGCAAUGGGAAGACGUUGGCUUUCUUCAAGGGAUUGAUUUGAUCUCUUCGAUCCCAAUUUGUGAUCUUUUACUUAUGUUGUUGCAUUUGAUUUUGAUUUGCUUGAUCAGUUUUUUUUUUUUUGAGUCGAGGUGACUUUGAAUCAGUUUUGAUCACUCCAAGUUAGGAUCUUUUUGUGUCGUGUUCGUGAGAUCGAUCUAAAAAGGCAAUAUAAGAUGGUGAAAGCAUCGGACUUUAAAGCAAUUCAAGGGUUUAUUCGAUUGCAUUACACACGGGUCAACCCUGUUACCAUUACCCGCUCAAACCCAUCGGCUUUGUCUUCUCCAGCUAUUCCCUCCAAUGGUGUUUCCCAGCUUCAGUCUAAGUUUAGCUUAUCCUCGAAACCCACUUAUACAAACGUGGGGUUAUCUCAGAUUCUGUCCUCUCCUCCUAAGCUCAGUCCAAAGCUGCAGGCUUUGGGUUUGCCUCGUGUGAAUUUGAGUUUUGCAUCGGCGUUUAGAUUGGUAUCCACUAAAAGCACUGGAUUCCGAAAGGUUGAUGGGAAUUUUGCGAGGAAGGUUGUUGAGAAGCCUGUUAAAGCUGUUAGUUCUACUUUUGGUAGAUACCGUGAGGCUUUAGGGUUGCACAUUGAUGGGUUUUGGAAAAAGAAUAGUCUUUUUGUGAUUGGAGCUGGAGGGGUUUUUGUGUGUAUUUUCCUUUGGAGGAUUAUGUUUGGAAUUGCUAGUACAUUUGUUGGCCUCUCUGAGGGCAUGGCUAAGUAUGGGUUUCUAGCACUCUCCUCUGCCAUCGUAGCAUUUUCUGGACUAUACCUCCGCGCAAGGUUCACAAUUAAUCCCGAUAAAGUUUAUAGAAUGACCAUGAGGAAGAUCAAUACGGCAGCUGAAAUUCUAGAAGUUAUGGGUGCUCCUCUGGCAGGAUCAGAUUUACGAGCUUAUGUGAUGUCAGGUGGUGGCAUAACAUUUAAGAAAUUCAAGCCAACAAUAAGGAGCAAGCGCUGCUUUCUCCUUUUCCCCGUUCAGGGUUCUGAGAGAAAGGGUCUUGUUAGCGUUGAAGUUAAGAAGAAGAAAGGCCAGUAUGACAUGAAGCUUUUGGCGGUAGAUAUUCCAAUGGCGUCUGGUCCAGACCAACGGUUAUUUCUGAUUGGCGAUGAAGAAGAGUACAGAAUUGGUGGUGGUUUAAUCUCUGUGUUAAGAGACCCUGUUGUGAAAGCCAUGGCAGCAACUAAGGAGUUCGAUAAUCUUGAUAGAAUUGAGGAGGAAGAAGACGCUGAAAGAGAACUUCAAGAAGCCGAACGAAAGCACCGUGAAGAGAUCGAGAAGCUCGAGAAAGAGAGCUCAUAAUUCAUAUUUUCUUCCCCAGAAAACGUUUCUUCUUCAGUGGAUAUAAAAACAACACCACAAACCCCAGUUUUUUUUUGUUGCUAACUUUCGAGAAAUAAUUUUCCGUGGCUAUGUUUAUCAGAGGAUGCUAUUAUGAUUACUGAUUCUUCAUGCGAAGAUGUGUCUCUCUGUUAGAGCAGCCUGUGCUAUGUAAUCUUUUGGUUUACAACUUUUGGCUUCCAUGUUUUUACCGGUUUAAGCUUAAUAAAUGCACAACAGCAGCAGCACAAA